Molecule: messenger RNA, 2328 nt
Organism: Eremothecium gossypii ATCC 10895
Lineage: Eukaryota; Fungi; Ascomycota; Saccharomycetes; Saccharomycetales; Saccharomycetaceae
Product: DXO/RAI1 family decapping nuclease
Exons: 1
Coding region: 1-2328 (775 amino acids)
Biological process (GO): nuclear-transcribed mRNA catabolic process; NAD-cap decapping
Cellular component (GO): cytosol; nucleus
Molecular function (GO): mRNA 5'-diphosphatase activity
Source: RefSeq, marked provisional
AUGACAACUAUAUCGGUGUGGAGUAACUCGCAACAUCGCUCUUUGUUCAAGAAGCCGGAUGGGUACUACUCUGAUUCUCCGCCCAACAGGUUGAGAAUCAUGGAAGACCCGAACUUGUCGCAUUAUUUAUUUUCUGACGCGCACAUCGACAAGAACACCGACCCGCUUGUGUGGAAGCCGGAGCUACAAGAAGAGCAGGCGCAGUCGGAAGAUGACGCAGGAUCGCUACACGGGCUUUUAUAUAUGUUGAUGGAGUACGAGCGGCGCAAUGGCAAAAAGAUUGACGCGGACUUCAUUGCGUCCGGCGAGCACCUGAAGCAUCUGAUCUAUCCCUUAUUGGGAGGUCCCUCUGCGCAUGUAGAUAUUUACGUGAGGAACUUCGACGGACAGAUAUUCAUUCGUGCGGUACAGAAGAAGCACUGCCCGCUCAGAUAUGAGAAUCGGGGCAAAAUUUGUAGCUGCGGGAAGCGUAUGCAGGAGGAGGGCAGAUCGCCUUCCAUGACGAUUAAUUCGAGUUACGAGCUGCCGUUUUGGAGCAAGCAGGUCGUCCGCAACGGGCCGCAAUACAUGAAUGUGGCGAGAGCCGGCGUCGGGGAGCAUAAGAUGGUGAUCGGGGUCGAGGCUGACGGGAUCUUGGCAUCCAAGGAGCUUAAGGGCGGCAAUCUCAAGCACUACGUGGAGCUGGGGGUUUGUAAGGAACGCUGGGACCUCGACAGAAGGCUUUUCUUUGUAUGGCUGCACUGCUUUGUGGUAGGCAUCGACAGAAUUACUAUUGGAUUCCGGGAUGACAGCUUCAAGCUGGUGGACGUCCAGGAAUAUAGGACGAUGGAGAUUCUGCAGCUGUUCGAGACCUCAGCGCUACGCAACGACUGUAACUCGGUGAUGAAUUGGUAUGGUGAGAUUUUGAAGAAUUUGUCUCGCUUUUUCAAGCGACGUGCAGAUGACUUCUGUGUCUACAAGCUGAACGUUUCUCGUUCCCUUGGAAUACUAAUGGCGCAGGACUGCACAUGGGGGUACGACAACGAUAUCAGAGCUGUUGACGACUUUAUUCCUGGUUGGUUCCGCGAAUGGCGGCAAUCCUUAAAACAACCACACCAUGUAUUAGGCGAUGGGCGUAUAGACGUUUUCGAGCCCUACACUUUGAGUUUACGUAACUGCUGGUCUGCAUCACCAAGAACCUCUGUUUCAGGUACAUUAACUUCCGUUGCUCGAUUGUUGCAGAGAUCCCGAGAUAUGGUAAUUGAGUCAGAGCUCUCUCCGUGGGGAAGCAUGAUAUUCUGGCCACCGGAGGAGUUGGGGUACUACUCUACGAAUGUGAGCGGAGAGCUUAAAGUCAUGGACGACUCAAACCUGUCGUAUUACUAUUUGCCCGACGCCGACAUCGAGAAACAUAUCGAUCUUUCCGCGGGCGCGCGGAAGUUCCAAGACGAGCAGGCAGAGGCGGAAGAUGACACAGGAUCGCUGCACGGCCUGUUACAGACGCUGAUGGAGUACGAGCGGCGGAAGAGCAAAAAAGUCAACGCGGACAUCAUCGCGUUCAGGGGGCAGGUGAAGCGGCUGAUCCAUUGUGCGUUUGGAGGUCACGCCACGGACGUGGACAUGUACGUGAUGAGCUUCGACGGGCAGCUCUUCAUUCGUGCGGCACGCAAGAAGCUUGAGUUCCCGACGUCUCCGCGGGAGAGUUGGGCGUACCUUGCGUAUUACAGCGGAUACAAAUUCGAGCGCAUGGCGCUCCUGGACCGUCCGGUGGCCGAAACUCCGCGCGAGGUUCUGGAGAGCCGCGGCAAACAGGUCGUCCGCAACGGUCCGCAAUACAGGACUGUGAUGAGAACCGGCGUCGGGGAGCACAAGCUGGUGCUCGGAGCUGAGAUCGACGGCAUCAUUGACUUCCGCGAGCCUACGGGCGACAACCUGAAGCACUACGUGGAGCUGAAGGUGUGUCAGAAGAACCGGAACUUCUCAGAGAAACUUUUCUCUUCUUGGCUGCAAUGCUUUCUGGUGGGCAUAAACAGGGUUAUUAUUGGAUUCCGGGAUGAGAAAUUCGUCCUGAAGAGCGUCGAGGAGUUCAGUACGUCAGAGAUCCCACACCUGUUAAAGGGCACGGAAUAUUCCAAUGUAUGUGUGGACGCAAUAGAGUGGUAUGGUGCUCUUACGAAGUGGCUAUGUGAGCUUCCGCGGGGCCCUGAAGACGACUUCAAGCUGUACAGGCUCUCCUGCUCGCAUGGUGCUUUACGUCUGCGCCAGCUGCACGACGAAGACCUCGCGAAUGGGGACGAUAUUAUUCCUGGUUGGUUCCGCGAGUGGCGGCGGUCGCUCAAUAGUACAUAA